Trichechus manatus latirostris (Florida manatee) is the source of this 648-nucleotide messenger RNA. It is a transcript of the gene TCF23, whose product is annotated as transcription factor 23. The transcript is spliced from 3 exons. Gene Ontology annotation, biological process: regulation of transcription by RNA polymerase II; developmental process. The coding region runs from base 1 to 648 and encodes 215 amino acids. Gene Ontology annotation, molecular function: protein dimerization activity; RNA polymerase II transcription regulatory region sequence-specific DNA binding; DNA-binding transcription factor activity, RNA polymerase II-specific. NCBI's taxonomy places the organism in Eukaryota, Metazoa, Chordata, Mammalia, Sirenia, Trichechidae. The record is from RefSeq and is a predicted model, not a curated record.
AUGUCACAGAGGGAGGCCAGAAGGACACCAGCAAUGCCAGGAGUGGGGCAUAGUCGGGCUAAGGCCAAACCUCAGGUGCUGCCAGGCAUUGGCAGGAAGAGGAGCCGCCUGAGCAGAACAAGGCAGGAGGACCUGUGGGAAGAGACAAGCUGGAGCAACCAAAGGUGGAGCAGAGCUGCCCCUAGCCCUCGAGGGGCCAGGGCUAAAAGCCUGACUUGUGGCAGGGGUGAGGCCAGUCCUGAGAAUGCUGCGCGGGAGCGGAGCCGGGUGAGGACACUACGCCAGGCCUUCCUGGACCUGCAGGCCACUCUGCCUGCCGUGCCACCUGACACCAAGCUCUCCAAGCUGGAUGUGCUGGUAUUGGCCACCAGCUACAUAGCCCACCUCACCCACACUCUCGGCCACGAGUUGCCUGGCCCCGCCUGGCCACCCUUCCUGUGUGGACUCCGCUGCUUUCACCCUCUCAAGAAAUGGCCGAUGCGCUUUCGUCUCUAUGCUGGAGGCCUGGGGUGCUCUGGCCUCGACUCCACCACAGCUACCACCUUGGGCCAAAGAAAAAGGGAUGCAAAGGUGGAGCCCCAGGUCUCUGGAGAGGCAGAUGCUCUGCCUCCCACCAGGCCACUGUCUCCAGCUCUUGGUGACAAAUAA